CAGACACACCCAGACUGUGCAGUAUAGCAGCCCUGCCCUGCCUGCUCUCAUCACUUCGCUCUGCUUACCCGAGGCAGACCAGAGCCGCUGGCUCCCUGCACUUAUUGUGCCAGCCAAGGACCACACAGCCUGAAGUCCUCAUGCAAACAACCGUGCAGACAGAGCCAGCAAGGUCUUGUAGAAGGUAACAGACUCAAACUAUCAAGAUGGCGGAGGAGGAUACCAGGGAACUUUUGCUACCCAACUGGAAAGGGAGUGGGACUAUGGGUCUCACCCUUGACCAAAACGAUGAAGGAGUUUUCGUUAAACAACUAGUACAGAACUCACCAGCUGCCAAGACCGGAGUUGUUCGAGAAGGUGACCAGAUUGUAGGUGCAACUGUGUACUUUGACAACAUGUCAUCAGAGGAUAUUCAAAAGCUACUGGCAAAUGUAGGGCAGCACACCGUCGGCCUCAAACUACAGAGAAAAGGGGAUCGAUCCCCUCAGCCUGGUGUGACCUAUUCACAUGACGUCUUCAGCUUGAAAAGUCCUGAUGUUGUUCUGAGUGGAGAUGAUGAAGAGUACAAACGAAUUUACACCAAAAAAAUUAAGCCACGUUUGAAGUCUGAUGAGACUCUAGAACCAGAGACCCAGACAAGGACCAUCACCGUUACAAGGAAGGUUACAGCUUAUACUGUGGAUGUGACUGGCUCAACAGACUCAAAAGAGAUUGAUAUAAGUAGCCCUGAAUACAAAAUCAAGAUUCCUCGUCAUGAAAUAACAGAGAUUUCAAAAACUAGUGUUGAGACAGAAGAGGGUAAAACCAUGAUCAAAAUUCCUGGUAUUGAUGUAUCUGGGAAAAGCUUGCAAACAAGUGGAGAGUCCAGUGUUUCCCUUCCAGGAGAUUCUUUGAAUGUUCACACCACUACUGCGAGAUACAAAGGACAAUUUGCAUUUCCUGAAGGUAAAAAUGAUGCUAAUUCUCAAGUUGGCAAACUAGCCUCUGCAGGCAUACAUGUGCCAGAUUUAAGUAUUUCUGGGCCAAAAUUCCAAAGUUAUGAAAAGAAAAUUGAUGUCAAAACAUCCAGAUUUGGGGCAGAACAUAUUGAUUUUAGAAGCCCUAAUUUUAUGGGUGCUUCUGAAGAGAUUGGACUUGAGGUAAAAACACCUGAUCGUGAUACUUCAACAAAGUCAGCUGUGAAUAUCAAAGAAAGUCAGAGCACAACUUCUAAAAUUGGCUUCCAAACAUCUAGUACAACAGUAAAAGGUUUGCAGCUUGAUGUAAAAGCGCCCGAGAGUCUGAAAAGUGGAACCUUAAACACAAGUGUUAGAAUGCCAGAAACAGAUAUAAACAUUUCUUCUACACAAUCCCAGUUUGCCAAUGUAAGUGGAAAUAUUCAAACACCUAAAAUAGACUUACACAGUCAGGAUAAAAGUGGUAAAUCGAUAGAAAUAGCGCUCCAAGGUGAAAAUAUUAAGAUGUCAAACUUUACAUCUAUGGGACCAAAGUUAGACACUCAGUUCAAGCUCAGUCAAUCUAGUCAAGAGGGAUUAGCAACUACUGGUGCUAAUGUGGACAUCACUUCAGGAUUUGAAGGAAAAGCAAAUAUUUCUAAGGUAAAUGUGACAGGACCAAUUGUAAAUUUGAAAGGAACUGAUGUAGAGCUGGAAAACUCUGUGGGCAAGAUAAGCAUGCCUUCAUUUAAAGUGCCAAAAUUUGGUUUCUCAGAAACAAAUGAUGAGACUACCCAACCUGAAUUGACACUUCAAGGAACAAAUUUGCCAGAGGGUAAAAGCGAGACAUGGGGGGUUAAUGUACCAAAACUUUCCAUGCCAAAUGUAAGGAUAGAUACAAAAGGUCCUAGUAGGAGGAUGGGGACUGAGAUUUCAGGUAUUGAGAGUGAACAUGAUUUAAAAUUUGGUGUUAAGUUUCCAGAGGCUAGCAUUGCAACUAAAGGUGUUGGAAUUAAAGGUUCGAACGUUUCCAUUGAGGGUAAGGAGGGACCUGUAGAAAUUGCAGAUGUGGGUGGUUUGGAGGGAGGGCUAAAAAUGCCUAAAUUUAAUUUGCCUAAAUUCACGUUGUCAGAAUCAAAAGGUGGGAUUAAUCCAUCAGACCAUCAAGCUGAUAUAGUAGGUAAUUUAAAACCUCAAGCUCUAGACAUUAAAAGUCAGUUUGGGAAUGUUGAAGAAGGUCACCUAGCUAAGUCAUCUGUAAGUGUCUCUUUGCCGAAAAUAUCUGAGCCUGCUAUGAAUCUUACUUUGAAAGGCUGUAAAGAAAUUGAUAUUUCAAAACCUAAAAUUAACAUUAUGGGUCCCACAGCUGACCUAGAUGCCACAGAUAUGAAUAUUGGUGGAAAAGUUGAAGGUUUAAAAUUUAAAGUGCCACCAGUGCAACUUCCAAAAUCUGAAACUAAACUGAAAGGUCCUACAAUAGAAGGAAAUCUGGAAAGUGUCAGUGAUAGUAUUAAAGUACCAGAAGUUGAAUUUGAAGCCGCAAAAAUUAACCUAGGAUCUCCAGAAAGUAAGCUUAGUAUGCCCACAUUUAAAAUGCCAAAGUUUGGGAUUUCUGAGUCAAACUUGGAUGGAAGACGUGUUGAUGUAGACCUACCCAAACUGGAUGUAAGUACCAUUGAUGCCAAAAUAGAUGUUGAUAGCUCUAAACUUAAUACACAGUCUGUAAAUAUCAGUUUAUCAAAGGUACCUGAGGUUGAUCUUAAUGUUAAAGGUCCUAAAUUUGAAGAUGCAAAAGGUCAAAAAGUUGCUAUUAAGACCCCAGAAGUUGACCUUCAAGCCCCAGAUGUAGAACUUAAUGGUAAAGUAAAAGGUCCCAAAAGCAAGAUGCCUUCAGUAAUUCUCCCAAAAAUACCCAUGCCUGAUUUUGACAUUAAUCUGAAAGGUCCAAAAGUUGAAGAUAUAAAAGGCCCUAAAGUUGAUAUUAAGGCAUCUGAGGUAGAACUUCCGAAAAUGCGUAUGCCUGAUGUUGAUCUAAACCUAAAGGGGCCAAAGCUAGAGGGAAAUUUAAAUAUUAGGACUCAGGAAGUUGACUUAGAAUCACCUGAUAUUAUUCUGAAAGGUUCAGAAGGAAAGCUUAAGAUGCCAAAGUUUGGUUUUUCAGGACAAAAUGUUGAAGGUUCUGAAGGUGAUAUUAGUCUUCCUACAGCUAAUCUUGAUGUGUGUGGACUAGAUGUUGAAACACCUGAAGUUAAGUUGAAGGGUCCUAAAUUAGAAAUGCCCUCUAUGAAUUUUAAUUUACCAAAAAUAUCUAAGCCUGAUUUUGAUCUGAGUAUGAAAGGUCCUAAAAUUGAAGGAGAUCUAAAAGGCCCUAACAUUGACAUUAAGGCCCCUGAAGUUGAUUUUAAAGUCCCAUAUGUAGAAGUCGAUGAUAAGGUGAAAGGUCCAAAAUUCAAGAUGCCAUCAGUAUCUGUACCAAAAAUGACUAUGCCAGAAUUUGACAUCAAUUUAAAAAAUUCUAAGUUGGAAGGGGACAUCAAGGGUCCCAAAAUUGACAUGAAGGGGCCUAAGGUGGACCUUAAUGCUCCUGAAGUAGACAUAGAUGGGAAAGUAAAAGGUUCAAAAUUGAAAAUGCCUUCAGUUAAUUUUCCCCAAAUUUCUAUGCCUGAUGUUGAUUUGAAUAUGAGAGGCCCAAAUUGGAAAGGAGGGGCAGAUAUUUUGUUACCCAAAGCAGAAGGAGAGGUAAAAGGUCUUAAUUUUGACUUAAAGGGUGCAGAGUUUAAUGCAGAUAUGACAGGUGUUGAUCUAGAAGGUCCAGAAGGAAAAGUGAGAAUUCCCAAAUUUAAAAUGCCAAAGUUUGGAUUUUCAGGAUCUAGUGUUGAAUCUACUGGACUGGAUGUUGAUAUUCCUAAAGCUGAUCUUGAUUUGUCUGAACCAGAAUUAGAUGUCUCUGGCCCUGAUGUUAAAGUAAAAGGCUCCAAAUUUAAAAUGCCCUCAAUAAAUUUCAAUCGGCCCAAGUUAUCUAAGCCCGAGCUAACUGUGAAAGGUCCGAAGAUUGAAGGAGAUGUGACAAUUCCUAAAGUUGACAUUAAGGCACCAGAGAUCGACAUAGACGCCCCAGAUGUAAACCUUGAUGGCAAAGUAAAAGGUCCAAAAUUCAGGAUGCCCUCUGCACAUCUUCCAAAAAUGUCCAUGCCUGAUUUUGACAUUAAUCUUAAAGGUCCUAAAGUUGAAGGAGAUGUAAAAUGCCCUAACGUUGAAAUGAAGGCACCAGAUGUACACCUAGAAGCCCCAGAUGUAGAUCUUGAUGGUAAAGUAAAAGGUCCAAAAUUCAGGAUGCCCUCUGUAAAUCUUCCAAAAAUGUCCAUGCCUGAUUUUGACAUUAAUCUUAAAGGUCCUAAAGUUGAAGGAGAUGUAAAAGGCCCUAAAGUUGACAUUAAGGCACCAGAGGUAGACCUAGAAGCCCCAGAUGUAAACCUUGAUGGCAAAGUAAAAGGUCCAAAAUUCAGAAUGCCCUCUGCACAGCUUCCAAAAAUGUCCAUGCCUGAUUUUGACAUUAAUCUUAAAGGUCCUAAAGUUGAAGGAGAUGUAAAAGGCCCUAAAGUUGACAUUAAGGCACCAGAGGUAGACCUAGAAGCCCCAGACGUAAACCUUGAUGGCAAAGUAAAAGGUCCAAAAUUCAGAAUGCCCUCUGUAAAUCUUCCAAAAAUGUCCAUGCCUGAUUUUGACAUUAAUCUGAAAGGUCCUAAAGUUGAAGGAGAUGUAAAAGGCCCUAAAGUUGACAUUAAGGCACCAGAGGUAGACCUAGAAGCCCCAGAUGUAAACCUUGAUGGCAAAGUAAAAGGUCCAAAAUUCAGGAUGCCCUCUGCACAUCUUCCAAAAAUGUCCAUGCCUAAUUUUGACAUUAAUCUUAAAGGUCCUAAAGUUGAAGGAGAUGUAAAAUGCCCUAAAGUUGACAUUAAGGCACCAGAGGUAGACCUAGAAGCCCCAGAUGUAAACCUUGAUGGCAAAGUAAAAGGUGCAAAAUUCAGGAUGCCCUCUGCACAGCUUCCAAAAAUGUCCAUGCCUGAUUUUGACAUUAAUCUUAAAGGUCCUAAAGUUGAAGGAGAUGUAAAAUGCCCUAAAGUUGACAUUAAGGCACCAGAGGUAGACCUAGAAGCCCCAGACGUAAACCUUGAUGGCAAAGUAAAAGGUCCGAAAUUCAGAAUGCCCUCUGUAAAUCUUCCAAAAAUGUCCAUGCCUGAUUUUGACAUUAAUCUGAAAGGUCCUAAAGUUGAAGGAGAUGUAAAAUGCCCUAAAGUUGACAUUAAGGCACCAGAGGUAGACCUAGAAGCCCCAGAUAUAAACCUUGAUGGCAAAGUAAAAGGUCCAAAGUUCAGGAUGCCCUCUGCACAUCUUCCAAAAAUGUCCAUGCCUGAUUUUGACAUUAAUCUUAAAGGUCCUAAAGUUGAAGGAGAUGUAAAAUGCCCUAAAGUUGACAUUAAGGCACCAGAGGUAGACCUAGAAGCCCCAGAUGUAAACCUUGAUGGCAAAGUAAAAGGUGCAAAAUUCAGGAUGCCCUCUGUAAAUCUUCCAAAAAUGUCCAUGCCUGAUUUUGACAUUAAUCUUAAAGGUCCUAAAGUUGAAGGAGAUGUAAAAGGCCCUAAAGUUGAAAUGAAGGCACCAGAGGUAGACCUAGAAGCCCCAGAUGUAGAUCUUGAUGGUAAAGUAAAAGGUCCAAAAUUCAGAAUGCCCUCUGUAAAUCUACCAAAAAUGUCCAUGCCUGAUUUUGACAUUAAUCUUAAAGGUCCUAAAGUUGAAGGAGAUGUAAAAUGCCCUAAAGUUGACAUUAAGGCACCAGAGGUAGACCUAGAAGCCCCAGAUGUAAACCUUGAUGGCAAAGUAAAAGGUGCAAAAUUCAGGAUGCCCUCUGCACAGCUUCCAAAAAUGUCCAUGCCUGAUUUUGACAUUAAUCUUAAAGGUCCUAAAGUUGAAGGAGAUGUAAAAGGCCCUAAAGUUGACAUUAAGGCACCAGAGGUAGACCUAGAAGCCCCAGAUGUAAACCUUGAUGGCAAAGUAAAAGGUGCAAAAUUCAGGAUGCCCUCUGCACAGCUUCCAAAAAUGUCCAUGCCUGAUUUUGACAUUAAUCUUAAAGGUCCUAAAGUUGAAGGAGAUGUAAAAGGCCCUAAAGUUGACAUUAAGGCACCAGAGGUAGACCUAGAAGCCCCCGAUGUAAACCUUGAUGGCAAAGUAAAAGGUCCAAAAUUCAGAAUGCCCUCUGUAAAUCUACCAAAAAUGUCCAUGCCUGAUUUUGACAUUAAUCUUAAAGGUCCUAAAGUUGAAGGAGAUGUAAAAUGCCCUAAAGUUGACAUUAAGGCACCAGAGGUAGACCUAGAAGCCCCAGAUGUAAACCUUGAUGGCAAAGUAAAAGGUGCAAAAUUCAGGAUGCCCUCUGCACAGCUUCCAAAAAUGUCCAUGCCUGAUUUUGACAUUAAUCUUAAAGGUCCUAAAGUUGAAGGAGAUGUAAAAGGCCCUAAAGUUGACAUUAAGGCACCAGAGGUAGACCUAGAAGCCCCCGAUGUAAACCUUGAUGGCAAAGUAAAAGGUCCAAAAUUCAGAAUGCCCUCUGUAAAUCUACCAAAAAUGUCCAUGCCUGAUUUUGACAUUAAUCUUAAAGGUCCUAAAGUUGAAGGAGAUGUAAAAUGCCCUAAAGUUGACAUUAAGGCACCAGAGGUAGACCUAGAAGCCCCAGAUAUAAACCUUGAUGGCAAAGUAAAAGGUCCAAAGUUCAGGAUGCCCUCUGCACAUCUUCCAAAAAUGUCCAUGCCUGAUUUUGACAUUAAUCUUAAAGGUCCUAAAGUUGAAGGAGAUGUAAAAUGCCCUAAAGUUGACAUUAAGGCACCAGAGGUAGAUCUAGAAGCCCCCGAUGUAAACCUUGAUGGCAAAGUAAAAGGUCCAAAAUUCAGGAUGCCCUCUGUAAAUCUUCCAAAAAUGUCCAUGCCUGAUUUUGACAUUAAUCUUAAAGGUCCUAAAGUUGAAGGAGAUGUAAAAGGCCCUAAAGUUGACAUUAAGGCACCAGAGGUAGACCUAGAAGCCCCAGAUGUAAACCUUGAUGGCAAAGUAAAAGGUGCAAAAUUCAGGAUGCCCUCUGCACAGCUUCCAAAAAUGUCCAUGCCUGAUUUUGACAUUAAUCUUAAAGGUCCCAAAGUUGAAGGAGAUGUAAAGGGCCCUAAAGUUGAAAUUAAGGCACCAGAGGUAGGCCUAGAAGCCCCAGAUGUAGAUCUUGAUGGUAAAGUAAAAGGUCCAAAAUUCAGGAUGCCCUCUGUAAAUCUUCCAAAAAUGUCCAUGCCUGAUGUUGAUUUAAAUUUGAAAGGUCCAAACUGGAAAGGAAAAACUGAUUAUGAAUUACCCAAAGUAGAAGGCGGGGUAAAGGGUCCAGAGAUUGAUAUAGGAAUGCCUGACGUUGAUAGUCCAGAAGGAAAACUAAAAAUGCCUAAAUUUAAAAUGCCAAAGUUUGGAUUUUCUGGGCCACAUGUUGAAGGCUCAAGCAAUCUUGAUCUUGAUAUUAGUUUACCUAAAAUGUCUAUGCCAGAUGUGGAUAUGAAUAUUAAAGGCCCUAAGUGGAGGGGUGGAGAAGCUGAUAUUUCUACUCCUAAUUUGGAAGUAGACCUAAAAGGGCCAGCUGUUGAUGUAAAGGCUCCAGAGGUAGAUAUUGAAGGACCUGAAGGCAAACUUAAAGCUCCUAAAAUUAAAAUGCCAAAGAUUUCUAUGCCUGAUAUUGAUUUUAAUUUAAAGGGACCCAAAAUAAAAGCAGGAGGAGAUAUUGAAUUGGGGGAUGCUGAAAUUAAACUCCCUAAAUUAGAGGGAGAUUUAAAAGGUCCAGAUUUUGACCUUGAAGUACCCAUUGGUAAUGUAGAAUUAUCUGAAGGGAAACUGAAAAUGCCAACAUUUAAAAUGCCAAAAUUUGGUUUUUCAGGCCCUUCUGCAGAGGGGUCUGGUGUAGAUGUUGACAUUUCUGGACCAAAGAUGAAUGUAAAAACACCAGAGGUAGGAGUUGAAAUCCCAGGAGGAAAGGUUAAAAGUCCUAACGUUAAAGUGCCGUCAGUUAAUUUAAACCUACAGCAUGUUUCCAUGCCUGACAUAGAUCUGAAUCUGAAAGGACCCAAAUUAAAAGGAGGAAUAGAUGGACCAGAUGCAAAUAUUGAAGCAGAUCUAAAAGGUCCAAAAAUUGAAAUUAAAGGUCCAGAGAUGCAGGUUCCAAGCUCAUCAUUAUCUGCUGAAUUACCAGAGGGUAAAGUUAAAGGUUCUAAAUUUAAGUUACCAUCAUGGGGAUUUUCAAAACCAAGCAUAUCCAUACCUGAUGUAGAUCUUAAUUUGAAAGGGUCAAAAGUUAAAGGUGACCUAGAUAUUACAGCAAAGGGAGGAAGUCUUAAAGGACCAGAAUUAGGAGUUGGGUUGCCUGAAGUAGACAUUGAUGUACCUGACGCAAAGGUUAAAAAGUCUAAAUUCAGGCUUCCAAAGUUUAACUUUUCAGGUAGUAAAGCAGCCAGUGCAGAAAUAAAGGUUCCAAAACCUGAUGUUGAGGUUAGUGGGCCUGAUGUGGACAUUCCCAAUUUAGAAGCAAAGGGUAAAGCUCAAAAAUUUAAAAUGCCAUCAUUAAACAUAACAAGCCCUAAGAUGUCAGUACCAGACGUAGAAUUGAAUUUGAAAGAACCUAAAUUUGAAGGCGAUUUGAAAGGGCCUAAAAUAGAUAUUAGAAGCCCUGAUGUAGAGGCUGCACCAGAUAUAGAUAUUGAUGGCAAAAUUAAAGGUGGUCCUAAAUUUAAAAUGUCAUCAAUGCAGUUUCCAAAAAUGUCCAUGCCUGAUGUUGAUCUCAGUUUAAAAGGUCCUAAAAUUGAAGGUGACUUGAAAGGUCCCAAUAUUGACAUAAAAGGGCCUGAGUUAGAUAUUGAAGGUCCAGACAUUGAAUUAGAGACACCAGAUGUCAAUUUGAAAGGCUCUGAAGGAAAAUUCAAAAUGCCCAAAUUUAAAAUGCCCAAAUUUGGUAUGUCAGGGCCAAAAGUGGAAGGACUGAAUGUAGAUGUUAGCUUACCAAAAGGCAAUGUUGAUGUUUCUGGCCCAAGUGUAGAUAUUAAGCCACCUGAAAUUGACAUAGAAGGCCCGGAAGGGAAGUUGAAAGGUCCACAUUUAAAGAUGCCAAAGAUGCCAUCAAUGAAUAUCCAUGCACCCAAAUUAUCCAUGCCAGAUUUUGACUUAAAUCUGAAAGGUCCAAGAGUUGAGGGAGAUUUGAAAGGACCCAAAGUUGAUAUCAAGUGCCCAGAGGUUGAUCUAGAUGCCCCUGACAUAGAUGUUGAUGGAAAAGUCAAAGGGCCCAAGUUCGGAUUGUCAUCAAUACAGAUUCCAAAAAUGUCCAUGCCCGAUGUUGAUUUCAAUCUAAAAGGUCCUAAAAUUGAAGGUGACUUGAAAGGUCCCAAUAUUGACAUUAAAGGUCCUGAGUUGAAUGUUGAAGGUCCAGACGUUGAAUUAGAGACACCAGAUAUCAAUUUGAGAGGCUCUGAAGGAAAAUUCAAAAUGCCCAAAUUUAAUAUGCCAAAAUUUGGUAUGUCAGGGCCAAAAGUGGAAGGACUGGAUAUAGAUUUUAACUUACCAAAGAGCAAUGUUGACAUUUCUGGGCCAAGUGUAGAUAUUAAGCCACCUGAAAUUGACAUAGAAGGCCCGGAAGGGAAGUUGAAAGGUCCACAUUUAAAGAUGCCAAAGAUGCCAUCAAUGAAUAUCCAUGCCCCAAAAUUAUCCAUGCCAGAUUUCGACUUAAAUCUGAAAGGUCCAAAAGUUGAGGGAGAUUUGAAAGGACCCAAAGGUGAUAUCAAGUGCCCAGAGGUUGACCUUGAUGCCCCUGACAUAGAUGUUGAUGGAAAAGACAAAGGUCCCAAGUUCGGAUUGCCAUCAAUGCAGUUUCCAAAAAUGUCCAUGCCCGAUGUUGAUUUCAAUCUAAAAGGUCCUAAAAUUGAAGGUGACUUGAAAGGUCCCAAUAUUGACAUAAAAGGUCCUGAGUUGAAUGUUGAAGGUCCAGACGUUGAAUUAGAGACACCAGAUAUCAAAUUGAGAGGCUCUGAAGGAAAAUUCAAAAUGCCCAAAUUUAAUAUGCCAAAAUUUGGUAUGUCAGGGCCAAAAGUGGAAGGACUGGAUGUAGAUGUUAGCUUACCAAAAGGCAGUGUUGAUGUUUCUGGCCCAAGUGUAGAUAUUAAGCCACCUGAAAUUGACAUAGAAGGCCCUGAAGGGAAGUUGAAAGGUCCACAUUUAAAGAUGCCAAAGAUGCCAUCAAUGAAUAUCCAUGCACCAAAAUUAUCCAUGCCAGAUUUUGACUUAAAUCUGAAAGGUCCAAAAGUUGAGGGAGAUUUGAAAGGACCCAAAGUUGAUAUCAAGUGCCCAGAGGUUGAUCUAGAUGCCCCUGACAUAGAUGUUGAUGGAAAAGUCAAAGGUCCCAAGUUCGGAUUGUCAUCAAUACAGAUUCCAAAAAUGUCCAUGCCCAAUGUUGAUCUCAAUCUAAAAGGUCCUAAAAUUGAAGGUGACUUGAAAGGUCCCAAUAUUGACAUAAAAGGUCCUGAGUUGAAUGUUGAAGGUCCAGACGUUGAAUUAGAGACACCAGAUAUCAAUUUGAGAGGCUCUGAAGGAAAAUUCAAAAUGCCAAAAUUUAAUAUGCCAAAAUUUGGUAUGUCAGGGCCAAAAGUGGAAGGACUGGAUGUAGAUGUUAGCUUACCAAAAGGCAGUGUUGAUGUUUCUGGCCCAAGUGUAGAUAUUAAGCCACCUGAAAUUGACAUAGAAGGCCCUGAAGGGAAGUUGAAAGGUCCACAUUUAAAGAUGCCAAAGAUGCCAUCAAUGAAUAUCCAUGCACCAAAAUUAUCCAUGCCAGAUUUUGACUUAAAUCUAAAAGGUCCAAAAGUUGAGGGAGAUUUGAAAGGACCCAAAGUUGAUAUCAAAUGCCCAGAGGUUCACCUUGAUGCCCCUGACAUAGAUGUUGAUGGAAAAGUCAAAGGUCCCAAGUUCGGAUUGCCAUCAAUGCAUAUUCCAAAAAUGUCCAUGCCCGAUAUUGAUUUCAAUCUAAAAGGUCCUAAAAUUGAAGGUGACUUGAAAGGUCCCAAUGUUGACAUAAAAGGUCCUGAGUUAGAUAUUGAAGGCCCAGACAUUGAAUUUGAGACACCAGAUGUCAAUUUAAAAGGCUCUGAAGGAAAAUUCAAAAUGCCCAAAUUUAAAAUGCCCAAAUUUGGUAUGUCGGGGCCAAAAGUGGAAGGACUGGAUGUAGAUUUGAACUUACCAAAAGGCAAUGUUGAUAUUUCUGGGCCAAAUGUAGAUAUUAGGCCACCUGAAAUUGACAUAGAAGGCCCUGAAGGGAAAUUGAAAGGUCCACAUUUAAAGAUGCCAAAGAUGCCAUCAAUGAAUAUCCAUGCACCAAAAAUAUCCAUGCCAGAUUUUGACUUAAAUCUGAAAGGUCCAAAAGUUGAGGGAGAUUUGAAAGGACCCAAAGGUGAUAUCAAGUGCCCAGAGGUUGACCUUGAUGCCCCUGACAUAGAUGUUGAUGGAAAAGUCAAAGGUCCAAAGUUCAGAUUGCCAUCAAUGCAUAUUCCAAAAAUGUCCAUGCCCGAUGUUGAUUUCAAUCUAAAAGGUCCUAAAAUUGAAGGUGACUUGAAAGGUCCCAAUAUUGACAUAAAAGGUCCUGAGUUAGAUUUCGAAAGUCCAGACAUUGAAUUAGAGACACCAGAUGUCAAUUUAAAAGGCUCUGAAGGAAAAUUCAAAAUGCCCAAAUUUAAAAUGCCCAAAUUUGGUAUGUCAGGGCCAAAAGUGGAAGGACUGGAUGUAGAUUUGAACUUACCAAAAGGCAAUGUUGAUAUUUCUGGGCCAAAUGUAGAUAUUAGGCCACCUGAAAUUGACAUAGAAGGCCCUGAAGGGAAAUUGAAAGGUCCACAUUUAAAGAUGCCAAAGAUGCCAUCAAUGAAUAUCCAUGCACCAAAAAUAUCCAUGCCAGAUUUUGACUUAAAUCUGAAAGGUCCAAAAGUUGAGGGAGAUUUGAAAGGACCCAAAGGUGAUAUCAAGUGCCCAGAGGUUGACCUUGAUGCCCCUGACAUAGAUGUUGAUGGAAAAGUCAAAGGUCCCAAGUUCGGAUUGCCAUCAAUGCAGUUUCCAAAAAUGUCCAUGCCCGAUGUUGAUUUCAAUCUAAAAGGUCCUAAAAUUGAAGGUGACUUGAAAGGUCCCAAUAUUGACAUAAAAGGUCCUGAGUUAGAUAUUGAAGGUCCAGACAUUGAAUUAGAGACACCAGAUGUCAAUUUAAAAGGCUCUGAAGGAAAAUUUAAAAUGCCCAAAUUUAAAAUGCCCAAAUUUGGUAUGUCAGGGCCAAAAGUGGAAGGACUGGAUGUAGAUUUGAACUUACCAAAAGGCAAUGUUGAUAUUUCUGGGCCAAAUGUAGAUAUUAGGCCACCUGAAAUUGACAUAGAAGGCCCUGAAGGGAAAUUGAAAGGUCCACAUUUAAAGAUGCCAAAGAUGCCAUCAAUGAAUAUCCAUGCACCAAAAAUAUCCAUGCCAGAUUUUGACUUAAAUCUGAAAGGUCCAAAAGUUGAGGGAGAUUUGAAAGGACCCAAAGGUGAUAUCAAGUGCCCAGAGGUUGACCUUGAUGCCCCUGACAUAGAUGUUGAUGGAAAAGUCAAAGGUCCCAAGUUCGGAUUGCCAUCAAUGCAGUUUCCAAAAAUGUCCAUGCCCGAUGUUGAUUUCAAUCUAAAAGGUCCUAAAAUUGAAGGUGACUUGAAAGGUCCCAAUAUUGACAUAAAAGGUCCUGAGUUAGAUAUUGAAGGUCCAGACAUUGAAUUAGAGACACCAGAUGUCAAUUUAAAAGGCUCUGAAGGAAAAUUUAAAAUGCCCAAAUUUAAAAUGCCCAAAUUUGGUAUGUCAGGGCCAAAAGUGGAAGGACUGGAUGUAGAUUUGAACUUACCAAAAAGCAGUGUUGAUAUUUCUGGGCCAAGUGUAGAUAUUAAGCCACCUGAAAUUGACAUAGAAGGCCCUGAAGGGAAAUUGAAAGGUCCACAUUUAAAGAUGCCAAAGAUGCCAUCAAUGAAUAUCCAUGCACCAAAAUUAUCCAUGCCAGAUUUCGACUUAAAUCUGAAAGGUCCAAAAGUUGAGGGAGAUUUGAAAGGACCCAAAGGUGAUAUCAAGUGCCCAGAGGUUGACCUUGAUGCCCCUGACAUAGAUGUUGAUGGAAAAGUCAAAGGUCCCAAGUUCGGAUUGCCAUCAAUGCAGUUUCCAAAAAUGUCCAUGCCCGAUGUUGAUUUCAAUCUAAAAGGUCCUAAAAUUGAAGGUGACUUGAAAGGUCCCAAUAUUGACAUAAAAGGUCCUGAGUUAGAUAUUGAAGGUCCAGACAUUGAAUUAGAGACACCAGAUGUCAAUUUAAAAGGCUCUGAAGGAAAAUUCAAAAUGCCCAAAUUUAAAAUGCCCAAAUUUGGUAUGUCGGGGCCAAAAGUUGAAGGACUGGAUGUAGAUUUGAACUUACCAAAAGGCAAUGUUGAUAUUUCUGGGCCAAGUGUAGAUAUUAAGCCACCUGAAAUUGACAUGGAAGGCCCUGAAGGGAAAUUGAAAGGUCCACAUUUAAAGAUGCCAAAGAUGCCAUCAAUGAAUAUCCAUGCACCAAAAUUAUCCAUGCCAGAUUUUGACUUAAAUCUGAAAGGUCCAAAAGUUGAGGGAGAUUUGAAAGGACCCAAAGGUGAUAUCAAGUGCCCAGAGGUUCACCUUGAUGCCCCUGACAUAGAUGUUGAUGGAAAAGUCAAAGGUCCCAAGUUCGGAUUGCCAUCAAUGCAUAUUCCAAAAAUGUCCAUGCCUGAUGUUGAUUUUAAUCUGAAAGGUCCUAAAAUUGAAGGUGACUUGAAAGGUCCCAAUAUUGACAUAAAAGGUCCUGAGUUAGAUAUUGAAGGUCCAGACUUUGAAUUAGAGACACCAGAUGUCAAUUUAAAAGGCUCUGAAGGAAAAUUCAAAAUGCCCAAAUUUAAAAUGCCCAAAUUUGGUAUGUCAGGGCCAAAAGUGGAAGGACUGGAUGUAGAUUUGAACUUACCAAAAGGCAAUGUCGAUAUUUCUGGGCCAAGUGUAGAUAUUAAGUCACCUGAAAUUGACAUAGAAGGCCCUGAAGGGAAAUUGAAAGGUCCACAUUUAAAGAUGCCAAAGAUGCCAUCAAUGAAUAUCCAUGCACCAAAAUUAUCCAUGCCAGAUUUUGACUUAAAUCUGAAAGGUCCAAAAGUUGAGGGAGAUUUGAAAGGACCCAAAGGUGAUAUCAAGUGCCCAGAGGUUCACCUUGAUGCCCCUGACAUAGAUGUUGAUGGAAAAGUCAAAGGUCCCAAGUUCGGAUUGCCAUCAAUGCAUAUUCCAAAAAUGUCCAUGCCUGAUGUUGAUUUUAAUCUGAAAGGUCCUAAAAUUGAAGGUGACUUGAAAGGUCCCAAUAUUGACAUAAAAGGUCCUGAGUUAGAUAUUGAAGGUCCAGACUUUGAAUUAGAGACACCAGAUGUCAAUUUAAAAGGCUCUGAAGGAAAAUUCAAAAUGCCCAAAUUUAAAAUGCCCAAAUUUGGUAUGUCAGGGCCAAAAGUGGAAGGACUGGAUGUAGAUUUGAACUUACCAAAAGGCAAUGUCGAUAUUUCUGGGCCAAAUGUAGAUAUUAAGUCACCUGAAAUUGACAUAGAAGGCCCUGAAGGGAAAUUGAAAGGUCCACAUUUAAAGAUGCCAUCAAUGAAUAUCCAUGCACCAAAAUUAUCCAUGCCAGAUUUUGACUUAAAUCUGAAAGGUCCAAAAGUUGAGGGAAAUUUGAAAGGACCCAAAGGUAAUAUUAAGUGCCCAGAGGUUGACCUUGAUGCCCCUGACAUAGAUGUUGAUGGAAAAGUCAAAGGUCCCAAGUUCGGAUUGCCAUCAAUGCAGUUUCCAAAAAUGUCCAUGCCCGAUGUUGAUUUAAAUCUAAAAGGUCCUAAAAUUGAACGUGACUUGAAAGGUCCCAAUAUUGACAUAAAAGGUCCUAAGUUAGAUAUUGAAGGUCCAGACAUUGAAUUAGAGACACCAGAUGUCAAUUUGAAAGGCUCUGAAGGAAAAUUCAAAAUGCCCAAAUUUAAAAUGCCCAAAUUUGGUAUGUCGGGGCCAAAAGUGGAAGGACUGGAUGUAGAUUUGAACUUACCAAAAGGCAAUGUUGAUAUUUCUGGGCCAAGUGUAGAUAUUAAGCCACCUGAAAUUGACAUAGAAGGCCCUGAAGGGAAGUUGAAAGGUCCACAUUUGAAGAUGCCAAAGAUGCCAUCAAUGAAUAUCCAUGCACCAAAAUUAUCCAUGCCAGAUUUAGACUUAAAUCUGAAAGGUCCAAAAGUUGAGGGAGAUUUGAAAGGACCCAAAGUUGAUAUCAAGUGCCCAGAGGUUGACCUUGGUGCCCCUGACAUAGAUGUUGAUGUAAAAGUCAAAGGUCCCAAGUUCGGAUUGCCAUCAAUGCAUAUUCCAAAGAUGUCCAUGCCCGAUGUUGAUUUUAAUCUAAAAGGUCCUAAAAUUGAAGGUGAUUUGAAAGGUCCUAAUAUUGACAUAAAAGGUCCUGAGUUGAAUGUUGAAGGUCCAGACGUUGAAUUAGAGACACCAGAUAUCAAUUUGAGAGGCUCUGAAGGAAAAUUCAAAAUGCCCAAAUUUAAUAUGCCAAAAUUUGGUAUGUCAGGGCCAAAAGUGGAAGGACUGAAUGUAGAUGUUAGCUUACCAAAAGGCAAUGUUGAUAUUUCUGGGCCAAGUGUAGAUAUUAAGCCACCUGAAAUUGACAUAGAAGGCCCUGAAGGGAAGUUGAAAGGUCCACAUUUAAAGAUGCCAAAGAUGCCAUCAAUGAAUAUCCAUACACCAAAAUUAUCCAUGCCAGAUUUUGACUUAAAUCUGAAAGGUCCAAAAGUUGAGGGGGAUUUGAAAGGACCCAAAGGUGAUAUCAAGUGCCCAGAGGUUCACCUUGAUGCCCCUGACAUAGAUGUUGAUGGAAAAGUCAAAGGUCCCAAGUUCGGAUUGCCAUCAAUGCAGUUUCCAAAAAUGUCCAUGCCCGAUGUUGAUUUUAAUCUAAAAGGUCCUAAAAUUGAAGGUGAUUUGAAAGGUCCUAAUAUUGACAUAAAAGGUCCUGAGUUGAAUGUUGAAGGUCCAGACGUUGAAUUAGAGACACCAGAUAUCAAUUUGAGAGGCUCUGAAGGAAAAUUCAAAAUGCCCAAAUUUAAUAUGCCAAAAUUUGGUAUGUCAGGGCCAAAAGUGGAAGGACUGAAUGUAGAUGUUAGCUUACCAAAAGGCAAUGUUGAUAUUUCUGGGCCAAGUGUAGAUAUUAAGCCACCUGAAAUUGACAUAGAAGGCCCUGAAGGGAAGUUGAAAGGUCCACAUUUAAAGAUGCCAAAGAUGCCAUCAAUGAAUAUCCAUACACCAAAAUUAUCCAUGCCAGAUUUUGACUUAAAUCUGAAAGGUCCAAAAGUUGAGGGGGAUUUGAAAGGACCCAAAGUUAAUAUCAAGGGCCCAGAAGUUGACCUUGAUGUUCCUGAAAUAGAUGUUGAUGGAAAAGUGAAAGGUCCCAACCUUGAAGGAGACUUAAAAGUUCCUAAUAUUAACAUAAAGGGUCCAAAAUUGGAUGCUGGAGCUCCAGAUGUUGAUUUACAGAUAGGAGAUGUAAACCUGAAAGGCUCAGAAGGGAAGCUUAAAAUGCCUAAAUUUAAACUGCCCAAAUUUGAUAUCUCUGGUCCAAAGGGGGGGUUAGAUGUAGAUGUUAGCCCACCUAAAGGAAAUUUUGCUAUAUCAGGAGAUCUAGCCCUAUCUAGUCCUAAGAUAGAGACGGCACUACCAGAGGUGGAAUUUGAGGGUCCUGAUGGUAAGAUGAAAGGAUCUAAACUUAAGAUGCCUUCACUGAACCUACCAGAUGUAUCAAUGCCAGAAAUAAGUUUGAAAGGACCCAAAAUUAAAGGGGAUGUAGAUCUUUCUGGUCCAAAGCUAGAAGGAGAUGUAUCUCUGAAGAAUCCAAAUCUAAAAGGAGAUUUUGAGGUCACUGGACCACAGUUAGGAGAUCUAAAAAGCUCAGAAAUUGAUGUAGAUAUUGAUUUACCUGAGGGUAAUUUGAAAGUACCAAAAGUUAAGAAACCAAAGUUUGGUUUUGGCAUUAAGUCACCUAAAGCAGAAGUCAAAUCCCCCUCUGUAGAUGUUUCUGUUCCCGAUGUAGAUUUUGAUUCUGAAAUACCUGAUGUAAGUGUGAGUGGUAAGGGGAAAAAGGGAAAAUUUAAAAUGCCAAAAAUUCACAUGAGUGGCCCAAAAAUAAAAGGCAAAAAGGGUGGUUUUGAUGUAAGCACACCUAAUACGGAUAAUGACCUAAAUCUUAAUGCACCUGAUGUGGAUUUAAAUUUGCCAGGUGGAGAUAUAGAAGUAAAGACAGAAAUUGGCUUGAAAGCUCAUAAAACCCGAAAACCAUUGUUUGGAAAACUUCAUUUUCCGGAUGUGGAGUUUGAUAUAAAGUCUCCAAAAUUAAAGGGAGAUGGUUCUCUUCAGAGCCCUAAAGCAGACAUAAAGACUCCAGAUUUAGAUAUUGGUGGUGGAGUAAAAAUGCAGGAAGCUGAUUUAACAACUUCAGGAGUUAACAUUGAAGGUCCUGAUAUAAAGAUGAAGAAAAACAAAUUUAAACUUCCAGGUUUCAGUAUGUCAGGCCCAAAAGUAGAAGUGCCAGGUGCAGAUCUUUUGCUUUCUAAAGGAAGUGUUGACCUAUCUGGCCCAAAAAUUGACGUAGCAGCCCCUAAUCUAGAUGUCAAAACUGGUGCAAUGAGUAGUAACAGUAAGUUACCCAGUCUUUCUGCUGACAUGUUUGCACCCAAAAUUUCUGUUCCAGACAUUGAUUUAAAUUUGCAAGGACCAAAUGUUAAGGCAGAUAAAGUAGGCUCUGUUGACAUAAAUCCUCCCAACAUAGACACUUCUGGCAUAAGUGGCAAAUUUAAUGUGCCAGAAUUUGGUAUUUCAGGCCUCCCCCGAGGUGGAGCUGAUGUUAAUUUUGACACAAAAUUCAAAACGACAAAGCAAGAUUCUAGCUUCCAAGGCCCUUCAAUUACAACUUCUGCAACUGACAUCACUUUUCCAAAAGUAACUGGGUCAAACCUUGACAUCAGUUUGAGAGAACCAAAAAUUGAAGGAAAUUUUGGAAGUUCACCUGGAGUCGAUUUACCAAGUGUUAAUGUGAAAGGUAUUGGCAUGCAGGCUGGAUUAUCCGGUCAACAAUUGCAAUUACAAGGACCCCAGGUAAGGUUACCUAAAGGGGACUUUUCUGUAUCUAAACCAAAGACUGAUAUUUCUGGUAAAGAUGUAGCUUUAGACAUCAAUAUAAAAGGAUCUUCAUUUCAGACAUCGCCUGGAAGUACAUUUUCUGCUCCAGGAAUUAAUGUUAAUGGGCAAGGUGUAGAUUUGAAAGGAGACCUGUUAGGUGGUGUAGGAUACUUCAAAGGGGCAGAUCGUCUGAGAAUAGAAGGGACACAAGUAGAGGGUGAUCUGACUGGUCAUAAAGUUGAAGGAGGGUUGAAUGUGACACCAAUAGAUAUGAAUUUAGAAAGUUCUACUGGUAAAAUAACGUUUCCCAGACUUUUGAUGCCAAAAUUUUCAGCUUCUGGACUUGAGCCAUCAGGAAGGGAGGUGGGGGUUGAUGUAGAUUUUCCUUCUUCAGAUGUGCAGUUUGUAAAGUCUGGUCAGGCAGAUGUGGAUUUAGAGGAAAGUGACAUAAAAGUCAAAAAGUCUAAAAUAAAAAUGCCAAAGUUGAACUUUAGAUCCAAAGGAAAGGGUGAUACUAGUCUCCCAGAUGUUUCGAUGUCUGGGUCAAAGGGUGACUUUCAAAGUUCAAAGGUCACUUUAGGUUCUGCUGAAGGAGGAUUGGGGUCUGCUAAUCUUGAGGUGGAGAAACCUGCAAAGUAUGAGUUUUCUCUGUUUACCAGCAAAAAGACAAGACAUAGAUCUUCAUCUUUAAGUGAGGAGAAGGAUGAAUCAACACAUUCAUCACCUAGUGGCACAUUAGAAGCAGGAGGUUCACUAGCUGUAGAGGGGGGUAAAAAGAAGGGAAAGCAUUCGAAGAUCAAAUUUGGAACAUUUGGUGGCUUGGGAUCUAAAUCAAAGGGUUCUUAUGAGGUCACUUUAAGUGAUGAUGAAAAUAUCCAAGGAAGUGGAGCUUCUCUCUCUUCCCGUAAGUCCAGAGUGUCUUCAUCAUCAAGCAACGAUAGUGCAACAAAAGCAGGUGUCCGUCUUCCUAAAGUGGAACUCACUGUUGCUAAAAAGAAAGAAUAGGACUCCUCUUUAAGCCUAACAUGUAUAUAAAUAUAUAUAUCUGUGUGUUUGUACAUACAUUUAGCAGCCUUUAUAUGAUGAUAAUUCUUUAAGUAAACAGUAGAGAUAAAAACAGACAAUUGUCUAAUAAAUUUAAUGCGCAUAUUAAACCUUUCACUACCUAACCAAUUUUACAUGUAAACAUGACUGGCAGUGAAUGGUUUAAUGGUCUGCUAAGAGUAUAAGAAUUUGUACAUGGAAAUAUAUUUUCCAUAUUAUUUUUUUAACUUGAUUUACAGUUUGUUUUCUUUUGUGGGGCUUUACAGAUAGAUGCAAGCAGAUUUUUUAAGACAAAAACACUGUAAAUUGCAUUGAACCAGAUGGACAGCUGAAGUUCAGGGAAUUCUUAGAAAUAUAAAUGAUAACACAAAACUAUGUAAACCUUAAAAAAUUAUGCUAAUGCAGUUUUUACAGUUUUAUAGUCUUCAAAAUGACACCAGAAAUAACAAUGUUUAAAAUUUGUCUUGUUUAUAAAUUUGGGAUUUAGUUAAAAUAAUUGAGUCAGGCUGAUACAUAUUUUUAAAGAUUACAUUGAACUUGUCACCCCUCUCUUCAGCAGCCAAUGGUUAAAUGUUUUUUUUUUUUAAUCUGUACUAUAAGAAUUUCUUCUAUUGUCAUACCUAAACUGCCGCUUGGUGGACAUAAACAAGAUUUGCUUUUAUUUCUAGCAAAUAUAUGAUUUCAAAUAAAACUGUAACUUCAGAAAUCUGUAAGCACUUCAUUAAGAAAUGUGUUACGGUGGAUUGUUCAAGUCAAAAUAAAGCUUCUAACCUUUAUAAAAA
Molecule: messenger RNA, 20038 nt
Organism: Bufo gargarizans (Asiatic toad)
Lineage: Eukaryota; Metazoa; Chordata; Amphibia; Anura; Bufonidae
Gene: AHNAK
Product: AHNAK nucleoprotein
Exons: 5
Coding region: 207-19217 (6336 amino acids)
Biological process (GO): regulation of RNA splicing
Cellular component (GO): costamere; cytoplasm; nucleus
Molecular function (GO): protein binding
Source: RefSeq, a predicted model, not a curated record